AUGGAGGCAUAUGGAGACCCACCCAGGGCGCAGACAGAGCGGAGGACCCCCAGACCUCGGCUUACGCAAGAACAGCAAGUGGAUGGGAAAGGAGCCCUCUACAACACAAACCUCAUUGACUUAAUGGGUCGGUUUUGGAUUUCGCCUUCGAAAGGUUCGGAAAGCGGCAGCGUUGUGUUACUGCCCCGCCGGCUCCCAGCCUCCCGCCCCGGUUAUCACCGCGCCGAGACGGGGCUCCGACCAAAAAUGCCGCUGAUGUUAUUUGCCUGCGUCUGCGAGGUGCUGCAGCAAGGGGGGAACCUGGAGAGGUUGGGCCGGUUCCUCUGGUCGCUGCCGGCCUGCGACCACCUGCACAAGAACGAGAGCGUCCUGAAGGCCAAGGCGGUGGUGGCCUUCCACCGCGGCAACUUCCGCGAGCUCUACAAGAUCCUGGAGAGCCACCAGUUCUCCCCCCACAACCACCCCAAGCUGCAGCAGCUCUGGCUGAAGGCUCACUACGUGGAAGCCGAGAAACUGCGGGGCAGACCCUUGGGCGCCGUCGGCAAAUACCGCGUCCGCCGAAAAUUCCCUUUGCCCCGCACCAUCUGGGACGGCGAGGAAACCAGUUACUGCUUCAAGGAGAAAUCCCGGGGCGCAUCUUGCUCCCACGAUGAAAUAAAACUCAAAGGAUUUACUGAGGGCAUUAGCACAGCGCCCAUCCCCGGCGCCUCCCGCCUGCCGUAA
Messenger RNA from Haliaeetus leucocephalus (bald eagle), 723 nucleotides. Its product is annotated as homeobox protein six1-like. The transcript is spliced from 4 exons. Gene Ontology annotation, cellular component: transcription regulator complex; nucleus. NCBI's taxonomy places the organism in Eukaryota, Metazoa, Chordata, Aves, Accipitriformes, Accipitridae. The record is from RefSeq and is a predicted model, not a curated record. Bases 1 to 723 code for a protein of 240 amino acids. Gene Ontology annotation, molecular function: DNA-binding transcription factor activity, RNA polymerase II-specific; RNA polymerase II cis-regulatory region sequence-specific DNA binding. Gene Ontology annotation, biological process: regulation of transcription by RNA polymerase II.